This is a messenger RNA of Oncorhynchus keta (chum salmon), 2140 nucleotides long. RefSeq names its product proto-oncogene tyrosine-protein kinase Src-like. NCBI's taxonomy places the organism in Eukaryota, Metazoa, Chordata, Actinopteri, Salmoniformes, Salmonidae. Gene Ontology annotation, cellular component: extrinsic component of cytoplasmic side of plasma membrane. Bases 474 to 2120 code for a protein of 548 amino acids. Gene Ontology annotation, biological process: innate immune response; progesterone receptor signaling pathway; protein phosphorylation. The record is from RefSeq and is a predicted model, not a curated record. The transcript is spliced from 13 exons. Gene Ontology annotation, molecular function: ATP binding; non-membrane spanning protein tyrosine kinase activity; growth factor receptor binding.
UUCCCUAACAUACAUAUUGUGCUGUCUUGUUUCGUCAGUGAUGCAUAGUGAUCUUGCCUUUUUUCCCCACAAGGCAUGUUUUCACUAUAUCCCUCGUAUAUGGCUCCGGGAUUAAUUUCAUAGCCCUAAUUUAUCACUUCGAAUUUCAUUAAGCCUACUUAAUUUUACUGAUAUCCUAAACGGAUGGAUGUCCAUUUCCACCGCCUACUUGCGUUUAUUUUAGCGAAUUGGAUCGCCACCGCAAUCUGAGUUGUGCCCUCUGCUCAAGGCAAUUCCCGUCAUGACCUGUCUAUUCUUUCAAAUUCGCUAAAUGGCAUUUUCCUUCGGUACUAGUGUUCUCAAAGAAGUUAGACAUAAUUCGUUUUCGAAUCCUUUUCAUCAAAUGAAGACUACUGUGGGGAUUUGAUUAGGUUCUUCACGCACUCUUCUGUGCCUUGCGUAAACCUCAAGACGCUUGCUUCAAAGGCCUGCUGAUGGGGGCGGGCAAGAGCAAGCCCAAGGAGCCAGGCCAGCGCUCACUGAGUCUCGAUGGCACCAUUGGCACGGGCUCGGACAGUGGGCACCACCACCACCUCAACUCGAUACAGCAGACCCAGACCCCCAACAGGAGUCCCGCCGUAGGGGGCGCCAGACAUGGCCACCACCCCGGGAAUGCUCCCACCAACACGCCUGAGCUGGCGCUGUUCGGUGGAGUAGACCACGCGGGUGGUAUCACCUCCCCUCACAGAGGACCACUAGCAGGAGGUGUCACUACAUUUGUGGCACUCUAUGACUAUGAAUCACGGACUGCCUCAGACCUGACCUUCAAGAAAGGCGAGCGGCUGCAGAUCAUCAACAACACGAGAAAGUACAGCUUCAGGGAAGGGGACUGGUGGCUGGCUCGCUCUCUGACUACCGGAGAAAGUGGUUACAUCCCCAGCAACUAUGUGGCCCCCUCUGACUCCAUUCAAGCAGAAGAGUGGUAUUUUGGGAAAAUAACUCGGCGCGACUCAGAGAGGCUCCUUUUGAGUUUACAGAACCGACGAGGCACCUUCCUGGUCCGAGAGAGCGAGACCACCAAGGGGGCCUACUGCCUGUCCGUGUUGGACUACGACAACACCAAAGGUCUCAACGUCAAACAUUACAAGAUACGCAAGCUAGACAGCGGUGGUUUCUACAUCACCUCACGCACCCAGUUCAGCAGCCUGCAGCAGCUGGUCUACCACUAUCAUAAGCAUGCAGAUGGACUGUGCCACUGUCUGACAGAGGUGUGUCCGAUGCUGAAGCCUCAGACCCAGGGCCUGGCCCGCGACGCCUGGGAGAUAUCCCGGGAGUCCCUCCACCUCGACCUCAAACUGGGCCAGGGCUGCUUCGGAGAGGUCUGGAUGGGGACAUGGAAUGGUACAACGCGGGUGGCCAUCAAGACCCUGAAGACGGGUACCAUGUCCCCAGAGGCCUUCCUCCAGGAAGCCCAGGUCAUGAAGAAGCUGAGACACGAGAAACUGGUGCAGCUCUACGCCGUGGUGUCUGAGGAACCCAUCUACAUCGUCACCGAGUACAUGAGCCAAGGUAGCCUGUUGGACUUCCUGAAAGGCGACACGGGCAAGCUGCUACGUCUACCCCAGUUAGUGGAUAUGGCAUCUCAGAUUGCAGCAGGGAUGGCAUACGUAGAGAGAAUGAACUACGUCCACAGAGACCUCAGGGCUGCCAACAUCCUGGUCGGGGACAACCUGGCAUGUAAAGUGGCCGACUUCGGUUUGGCCCGCCUCAUAGAGGACAACGAGUACACUGCUAGACAGGGUGCCAAGUUCCCCAUUAAGUGGACCGCGCCAGAGGCUGCACUCUACGGACGCUUCACCAUCAAGUCAGAUGUCUGGUCAUUCGGGGUCCUGCUCACUGAACUGGCCACUAAAGGCAGAGUCCCAUAUCCAGGAAUGGUGAACCGGGAGGUGUUGGAUCAGGUGGAGCGUGGCUACCGGAUGCCCUGCCCUGCUGAGUGCCCAGCCUCCAUGCACGAGCUCAUGCUCACCUGCUGGAGGAAGGACGCAGAGGAGCGGCCCACCUUCGAGUACCUGCAGGGCUUCCUGGAGGACUACUUCACCUCCACUGAGCCCCAGUACCAGCCUGGGGAGAACCUAUAAGGCUCAGGGACAUCUCCCCC